This is a messenger RNA of Daphnia pulicaria, 1723 nucleotides long. Its product is annotated as WW domain-binding protein 11-like. Bases 92 to 1666 code for a protein of 524 amino acids. Gene Ontology annotation, cellular component: spliceosomal complex. The transcript is spliced from 5 exons. Gene Ontology annotation, biological process: mRNA cis splicing, via spliceosome. The record is from RefSeq and is a predicted model, not a curated record. Lineage: Eukaryota; Metazoa; Arthropoda; Branchiopoda; Diplostraca; Daphniidae.
CUACGAUUUCACUAGUUUGAUUUUUAGCUUGUGUUGAAUUGUUGAUGUCGUAUUUCAUCUUGUGUUCGUGAAAAUAAUAAUAUAGCUAAAAAUGGGGAAACGCUCAAUAAAUACCACUAAAAGUGGGAAAUUUAUGAAUCCAACAGAUCAAGCACGAAAAGAGGCCAGGAGACGAGAACUGAAGAAAAACAAAAAGCAAAGGCUGCUCGUUAGGCAGACUGUUUUAAAGGGGAAAGAUCCAACUACCAUCUUUUCAGAACUUGAAAAAAUUGAUCAAAUGGAAUUCAACCCAAUUCAAUCUGCACCACUUAGUGAAAAAGUGUUAAAGGAAAAGAGGAAAAAGCUAAGGGAUACAUUAAAUAGAAUCAUGAGACUCUAUGAAAAAGAAGAACCUACUCAGUGGACUCAGAUCAAAGCAAUGGAAGUUCAGUAUGAAAAAAGACGAGCUGAACUAAUCAUCUACUGUGAGUCAGUAAAGCACACUCAAACAGUAAACCUGGAAGAGAUCCCCUUGCCAAACCUGGAUUCAUCAAGUACUUCAGGCUCUUUACUUCCAGCCCCUCCAGGCAUUUUAAAGAAAAUCAGCAGCUAUGGAUUGUUCCGAAAACCACCUGGUGUUCCUUCUGUUCCACCCCCUGAAAUAUAUGACAUUUGGGAUGAGGGUGAUGGAGCAACAGUGGAACCUGGUGUUCCUGGAAUUGACGACGAAGAAGAAGAUCUCCCUCCAUAUCACACAUACUACCAAUUCAUUCGUCCUCCCCUUGAAGAUAUCGCUUUGCCCAAAGACGCUAUGGAAGAAGAUGCUGAAAUGGAUGACGACUACGAUGAGGACGAAGAUGAUGAUAGUGACGAGGACAGUUCGGAAGCAGCCUCUAAAUCGGCUCCAGUAGUUCCCGAGCCCCCUCGACCUACAACACUUCAACAGCGAAUGUUAGCCAUUGCUGGUCAAGAUGUCAACACAGUUAUUCAAGAGAUGGACUAUUUGCAUCGCCAAAAAGAAAUGAACCGUCAAGUAACUCAUGAAACACGAAAGGCGAGGAUGGAAGCGGGAGAUUUUGACGAAGAUCCUUCGACGGAUAAUAACAAGUACACUCCGCACAUGCCACCUCACCCUUCACAGUUCCCGCGACCUCCGAUGAUGCCUUCCUAUGGACCUUAUGGUUCUAUGGGCCCACCUCCGCCAAUGGGAUAUGGUGGUUUUGCUCCUCCGCCAAUUCCAGGAUCGAGACUACCGCCUGGUCCUCCACCUAGAAUGCCACAAGGAUUAACACCACGUCUGAUUCGACCUCCCGGCAUGCCUCCCCCACCGCCACCAGGUAUACGCCCGGGUGCACCAUCUAUGCUUAGCACUCGUCCACAACUAGGUGCUGGAGCUCCGUCUAAGCCAUCGUCGAAACCUACUGCUUCCAUUAUCGAGGCCAAGCCUCAAAUGCGUAAUCUAAGCGCAGAUUUGACAAGAUUCGUUCCUACUACGUUGAAAGUGAAGAAAGAUAUGCCACCCAAAAAAGAUCUGGCCAAAUCAAGUGCCAAUCCUCAUAUUGAAUGGAGGACUCCUCAAGUUCAGGUUGCAACCGCCAGCAAACCCGCAACAGUAACUCAACCUCCCGUCAAAACAAAAGACGACGCUUAUUCGCAAUUUAUGAAAGAAAUGCAGGGAUUUAUGUAAGCGAUAUGUAACUUUUUUUGUUCUCACUUUUCAAUAUACGAAACAAUCUAGUUCUGA